This is a messenger RNA of Telopea speciosissima, 1431 nucleotides long. RefSeq names its product hydroquinone glucosyltransferase-like. The record is from RefSeq and is a predicted model, not a curated record. The transcript has a single exon. Bases 1 to 1431 code for a protein of 476 amino acids. Gene Ontology annotation, molecular function: UDP-glycosyltransferase activity. NCBI's taxonomy places the organism in Eukaryota, Viridiplantae, Streptophyta, Magnoliopsida, Proteales, Proteaceae.
AUGGAAGCAAUAACUGACGAACAAGCUCUUUCCCAUGUUAUCCUUGUACCCAGUCCAGGAAUUGGCCAUAUCAUCCCUCUAGCCGAGCUCGCCAAACGACUCAUUCUCCACAACUUCUCUGUCACCCUCACCAUCCCAACCGAUGGUAACCCUUCCAAAGCUCAACAAAAUGUCCUUGAUGCCCUCCCUAAAUCCAUCAAUUACAUCUAUCUCAACCCUGUCCAUUUCUCUGACCUACCCGACGAUUCCAUGAUUGAAACCCGCAUCAGCUUAACAACUUCUCGUUCCCUCACUUCUCUUCGUGAAACCUUAAAGAUCUUCUCUAAAACUGAUCGCAUCGUUGCCUUAGUAGUGGAUGCUUUCAGCACUGAUGCUUUUGAUGUAGCCAACGAACUCAAUAUUUCUCCUUACCUCUUCUUUCCCUCUACAGCUAUGCUUCUUUCGUUGACACUUUAUGUCCCAAAACUCGAUGAGAUGUACAGUGGAGAGUAUAGAGACAUACCCGAACCACUGAAAUUACCCGGGUGUUUUCCCCUUCUUGGAACUGAUUUCCCGGAUCCAAUGCAAGACAGGAGCAGCCCUGGCUAUAAGUUCAUACUCCAUCACUGCAAACGUUAUAGGAUGGCUGAGGGUAUUUUGAUAAAUACCUUCAUGGGCCUGGAAGUGGGUGCUCUCAAGGCUUUGAAGGAUGGCUCAGACCCAAGCAUCCCGCCGGUCUACCCGGUCGGACCGCUCAUUCAGAAGGGUUCAGCUGUUGGGUUUGAUGAUGUGGAAUGCCUGCGGUGGUUGGACGGUCAGCCAACCGGUUCGGUUCUUUUUGUAUCGUUUGGGAGUGGUGGGACCCUCUCGAUGGAGCAGCAAAACGAAUUGGCCUUGGGUUUGGAGCUGAGUGGGCAAAAAUUUUUAUGGGUGAUAAAGAGCCCAACUCAAACCUCAGGAGAUGCGUCCUUUUACUUAAAUGACCAACGCGUACAAGACCCAUUUGCUUUAUUGCCUGAGGGGUUUUUGGAGAGGACAAAAGAGAGGGGGCUAGUGGUACCUUCAUGGGCCCCUCAAUUACAAGUGCUUAGCCAUGGUUCGAUUGGAGGAUUCAUCACCCAUUGUGGGUGGAACUCAACCCUAGAGAGUGUGGUGCAUGGUGUACCCUUGAUUGCAUGGCCUCUCUACGCAGAACAGAGUAUGAAUUCACAGAUAUUGGUGGAGGAUUUGAAAAUUGCACUGAGGCCCUUAUCAGAGGAAAAUGGAGUAGUGGGGAGAGCUGAGAUUGCGGCUACUGUGAAAUGCCUCAUGGAAGGAGAGGAAGGAAAGAAAAUUCGAAACCGGAUGAGAGUCCUCCAAGCUGCUUCAGAGAAGGUUCUCAGUGAGGACGGGUACACACCAAAAGCACUCUCAGAGGUGGCACAAAAGUGGAAAUCUCAUGUUUCUAUUUGA